GCAUCGCUGCUGAUACAAGAUACAUUCGUUAUUAUGGCGUUCAGAGAUAAAGUCGUUUUAGUCACCGGAGGCAAUUCGGGUAUCGGCAAAGCCAUAGCCAUACAUUUCUCUAAAGAAAAAGCUAAAGUAGUCAUCAUUGGUCGUACUAAAGCGACUAUAGAUGCAGUGAAGGAUAUUUGUACGGCGAACAGUGGGAAUGAAGCUAUGGGGAUACAAGCGGACAUCAGCAAAGAUGCUGAUGUUGAAAUGAUUGUUAAUAAAGUCACUGAAACGUAUGGAAGGCUUGAUGUGCUAGUGAACAAUGCUGGGGUAUUUAUCACUGAUAACAUCUUUACGGCUACUAUGGAAAAUUUCGACGCGCAUAUAAAUACGAAUCUGAGAGGGAAUUUUAACCUGACGAGGCUGUUUGUGCCACUUCUUAUCAAGGCACAGGGUAAUGUCAUCAACAUAUCCGGCGCGGAAGCGGUCAAGUACGUGGAAGGGCUGCUGACUGAGAGCCUGUCAAAGGCGGCGGCACAGCUUUUGACAAAGUAUGUCGCUUACGAACUGGGGCCAAAGAAAGUUCGCUGUAACUCUGUAGCUCUAGGCUAUGUCACGGGCACGAAGAUUUUAGAGAGAGCGAAUAUGGAUCCCAAGGAGUUCGGUAGAGAGUUUCUUCCGCUCGUGCCUCUAGGAGAGGUCAUCGAACCAGAGGACGUGGCGAACACAGUAGCUUUCAUUGCUAGCGAUGCUGCCCGACAUAUCACUGGACAGAACAUAAUUGUGGAUGGAGGCUUUUGCUGUUGAUAAUUUCGUCUCGUCU
Messenger RNA from Cydia strobilella, 802 nucleotides. RefSeq names its product 3-oxoacyl-[acyl-carrier-protein] reductase FabG-like. Lineage: Eukaryota; Metazoa; Arthropoda; Insecta; Lepidoptera; Tortricidae. The record is from RefSeq and is a predicted model, not a curated record. Bases 34 to 786 code for a protein of 250 amino acids. The transcript has 3 exons.